ACAUUCAACGUCGAUUCUUGUCCGCGAGCUUCAGAGAUAACAAAUCGUUUACUUAAUGACAAGAUAAAGAUAGCAUUUAAUGAAACUUUGCUUGUAGAUGAUUUGGAAAAGUAACUGAUAUGCGAUGGAACUCCGCACCUUGGGACGCUGUUGCUACGAAUUUGACUGCAUUGGAACGAGCAUAUUGAAGGUAGAUGGGAUUGAAGAUAGUCGGUUUAUCAGUGCCAUCGAUGAGGUGGAAACAAACGGGCGCGUGUCUCGGUGUUUGCUAGCGCGUUUGUGCCGAGAGGAAAGUGUGUAAACUAUGUGAUAAGAUGAGACACUUCACCGCUUUGAGAUAGUAUCAUAAGAAAUCGUGAUAAAUGACUGUCAAACUGUCGUGAAAUUGAUUGAGUUCAAAAGAGCACAGCAAAAGUGAAAAUCAAUAACUUUUGCGAAUAUACACACAACCAUGCAGGAAUGGCUGAAAAUAUCUCUGAUGCUGUGUACGUUCGGAUUCUUCCGGGAGCUACGCCCGUCGGAACCGUUCGUCACCGAGUUUCUGUCCGGAGAGUGGCGUGACAUCGAACCGGAGCAGCUGAACCGGGAUGUCUAUCCGGUCGGUACGUACACCUAUCUGGCGGUGUUAAUUGUCGUCUUCCUCGUGACUGAUAUGCUAAGAUACAAAUCGAUAAUUAUAUUCUCUGCUUGCGUCGGUAUCGCAAUUUGGUCGAUGCUACUGUGGACUACCACCCUGGCAGCCUUGCAGGUGGUUCAGGUGCUGUACGGAACCUACAUGGCCGCCGAGGUAGCCUACUACACGUAUAUUUAUGCGAAAAUCAGCAGAGAUAAAUAUCAACAGGUUACGGGCAACACCAGAGCCGCCGUGCUCAGCGGUCGAUUCCUUGCCAGUGUCAUCGGUCAGACGCUGGUAUCCACAGAGGCCAUGGAUCUGCGGGAGCUCAACUACAUUACACUAGGCGCUCAGGCUUUUUCCCUACUAUGGUCAUUCGUGUUACCAUCAGUCACGAGUAGCGUCUACUUUUACGCCAAAGAUAGUCCCGGGACCGACGAGGAUGAGGAUGUCAAUACCACCACCAACCGGAACCAUUCCGCUCGGUUACCGACGACCGAUGUUGAAGCUGAAAUUGAAAGCAAAACCAUCGCCCACAGCUACGGUGCAGUAAGCACAAUUUCAGUACGGUCAAGCUCCAUUAACAACGAAGAAUACACAACCGGAUCGGACGUCAAUCUGGCCUCGUCAGCGGUCGAUGCCAGCCGCAAGAAAUCAACCGAAGUCUCUCCGAAGGUUCGUUUUUCGUGUCAGCGUGCCGGUCGUUUACUAUGGGCACACUUUAUUGCGGCAUACCGGAACGUAACCGUGGUCCAGUGGAGUCUGUGGUGGUCACUGGCGAUGGCGGGUUUCAUUCAGGUUCAGAUUUACGUUCAGCUACUGUGGCAUGAAAUCGACCACGACCAGGAAUAUCUGUACAACGGUGGAGCAGAAGCUUUGCUUACCCUAUUCGGUGCACUCAGUGCCAUUGCGGCGGGUUACGUGGCUAGCCGAAUCUUUGAACAGUGGGCCUUAUGGAUUUUGACGGUCUGCUCCGCCCUGCAGGGGGGAUUAAUACUAUACUCUGGCUUCUCCACGAAUAUCUGGCUGGCGUACGUUGUUUACAUUGUGUUCGGUGUGCUGUACAUGUUCAUGAUAACGAUGGCCAGCGCUACCGUGGCCAAAUAUCUGGUGGAGGACAGUUUCGGAUUAGUUUUCGGUAUAAACACAUUCAUCGCACUGGUCUUCCAAACCAUCCUGACGGUGGUAGUCAUAUCCGAGUCCGGACUGAUGCUGUCGCCCCGUGGUCAAUUCAAGGUGUACGGUGGAUACUUUCUGGUGCUGGCGGUUGUGUAUCUGAUCCCGGCCACCAUUAGCAGCAUUCUGCUGUGCAGAAGACGAAUGAGUUCCAAGACUUCGAGGAAUGGUGAUAUAAAGGACGAAGUAGAGCCAACAAAAUCGACUGACCUAGUACAAGACGGUGAAGUAACUUACAUUUAAAUGUGAUAUUUUUCAAUCACUAUGUUGGUGAUAAUCCUAGGGUAGCUUUGAAAAAAUGCUUGUUUAGAUUUAAUUUUUUUUGCUUUAAGUGAAUUAUGUUAUGGAAAUUCUUGAAAUGGAAAACAAUGAUUAUAACGAUCACAAUAAACAUGUAAAAUAGUGUUGUUGAAAUAAACUAAUCUCCCUCUAGCAUCACAAAAAUGAAUACUCCACAGACCAUUUUUCUCCAAGAUACGUUUAACAUAACUCCAUCCAGCAACGAAAGCACCUACUUUCCCGCUUCUGAUGCAAGAUUUGAAAUGCACAGCACACAGCACCGAACAGAAACAGAGCGGGUUUCAAAUGAACGAGUAGCAUACUUUAAAGCAUCAGUUGAAACCGGAAGCACAAGGAUUUCCCGAAGAAGCCAAAAAUGUCAUAGCUUUUAAUCUCAAGUAUCUCAAAAGAAAACACUACAAAUGGUACCUCUUUCUUUCCAAUUACGGAGAUAGUAUGAGGCAUCUACUGCUACUUUCAUCGUGGAAAGGCUGGCGAGCGAGAAAACUAUAACGGAUUUUAUGUUAAUUUUCACGGCAAAUCGCUGUGGUCGUGAAUUGCUCGGGUUUUGCACUCCCGAGCAGAACUGAGAAUCGUAAGGAGACUGCUUAUUCAGGAAUGGUGAAUUUUCAGUUGAUGUUUUCCGAUUAAAGGUUUGUAAAAAGUUAAAUGCGAAAAUAAUCGAACAUACUAAACUAGUCGUUAUUUCCUUUAGUAAACUACGUAAAAUUAAUAAA
This is a messenger RNA of Malaya genurostris, 2805 nucleotides long. Its product is annotated as thiamine transporter 2-like. Gene Ontology annotation, molecular function: vitamin transmembrane transporter activity. Lineage: Eukaryota; Metazoa; Arthropoda; Insecta; Diptera; Culicidae. Bases 452 to 2032 code for a protein of 526 amino acids. Gene Ontology annotation, biological process: transmembrane transport; vitamin transport. The transcript is spliced from 7 exons. Gene Ontology annotation, cellular component: plasma membrane. The record is from RefSeq and is a predicted model, not a curated record.